Molecule: messenger RNA, 490 nt
Organism: Salvelinus namaycush (lake trout)
Lineage: Eukaryota; Metazoa; Chordata; Actinopteri; Salmoniformes; Salmonidae
Gene: gnrh3
Product: gonadotropin-releasing hormone 3
Exons: 4
Coding region: 46-294 (82 amino acids)
Biological process (GO): multicellular organism development
Cellular component (GO): extracellular region
Molecular function (GO): hormone activity
Source: RefSeq, a predicted model, not a curated record
ACCACAGUGUAGGAAGGAAUACACAGAACGGAGAAAGUAUCUCCCAUGGAUCUUAGCAACAGAAUGGUCGUGCAGGUGGUGGUGUUGGCGUUGGUAGCUCAGGUCACGCUCUCUCAGCACUGGUCGUAUGGCUGGCUACCUGGAGGGAAGAGAAGUGUUGGGGAGCUGGAGGCCACCAUCAAGAUGAUGGACACAGGAGGUGUAGUGGCUCUUCCUGAGGAGACAAGUGCCCAUGUCUCAGAGAGACUGAGACCGUAUGAUGUAAUAUUGAAGAAAUGGAUGCCCCAUAAAUAAAGAACUGUGAGACCAUUAUUCACAAAAGAAGCAAGAAGACAACAUCAAGCAGACAUUCAGCAUCACUAUCAACAUCAAUGAUGGAGCAUUCAACUACAGUUCUGUCCAUUUCCAACAAACAUCACAUUUAGAUUGAUGUUAUUUACUUGAAGUAUAACACUUUAACCUUCUGUAAAAUUGUAAUAAAGAGUGAUUC